Molecule: messenger RNA, 1489 nt
Organism: Pecten maximus
Lineage: Eukaryota; Metazoa; Mollusca; Bivalvia; Pectinida; Pectinidae
Exons: 8
Coding region: 187-1071 (294 amino acids)
Source: RefSeq, a predicted model, not a curated record
CUAUAUAGUAGUGAAAAGAUUGUUUGAUUUAAUGAAUUUAUUUCUAUACAAAAAUUAUGAUUAUACCAAUUUAUGGUAUUAUCCGGAAUGUGUUACCGUAAUGCUUCCGAUUUCCAUACUACAAGUAUUUUCAAACUUCCGGUCUUACUAUUGCUCUAAUUUCUAGUUGGAGAUGAAGAAAAAACUAUGAAAAUCAGUAUUACAACGUUGCAGCCAUGUAUUAUGGUGAUGCUAUACAUGGCUUUGCCAUUGGUGGUAGGACACCGCUGUUCUAAAAGUUUGUCACGUAUAGUGAGGCAGCAGGUCAGAGAGAGAUUAUUACCACAUUAUGAUGAACUGAAGACAAAGAUGCCUGAGAGCUGUCCAUUGAGUCCAAAGCGAGAUGUCUAUAUGAUGCAGGAGGAGAAGGUGUUUAUCGAGUCAUCGUCCAGAUACAAGUGUAACAUAUGUGGAAAAGCCUUCAUCUCACAAUUCUAUAUUGACAUGCACUUUGAUAACCGCCAUCCAGAGUACAUUGCAGAGGGGGAGAAUACCAUUUGUUAUGCGGACUACUGUGACAUCACAAGGUGCGACAUUGUGUCUGGACAAAAAGUUGCCGACUUCUGGGACAUCUCACUGUGUCUGGAGGAUGACAUGACAGAAUUGAGGGAACGAUGCGAGGGAAUUUUGGGCCGGUGUAUGCCUGAUGGUCUAACAAGGAGGGAGAAGGAGGAGCUGUAUAGAUGGCUGAAUGGCUCAGUAUGUCACUACCUGACUUGUAAACUUUAUUAUGAUGGACCUAAAAAACAGAGUGCCGACACGGUGAUGAUGUACUCCAUUCUGACCACAUUUAUGAUGGUUUUCUUCACCAUCUAUUACUGUAUAGGCUACCACUACUUUUACACCGACACUUUUUCUGACAUAUAUGAUGAUGACGAUGCUCGAGCCAUUCCAAUAAAACCACUAAAAAACAGUGAGCUGCGACAGAGGAUGAUGGAUGAUAAAAUACGAAAGGAGUGGAAACAAAGGAACGAACAACAGAUCAGUGAAAAAUUUAAUAAAAUGUUUUCUGAACGUGCCGCAAACAGUUGAGAUUAAAACUUUCCUAUUUUCACAUGUACUAAAUUUCGCAUUUCAAUCCAUUGGUUUGUGUCAUGUACAUCGAAAAAACAAUUACAUAGUGUAUGUGAUUGCGAAGCAAGAUUAUAUGCGAGAGUGUAGGACUUCUAUGUCUUUGAGGGCUUCUUCUGCAGAUAAACCUGUCACUCUACAUUAAAUCAUCAUUUCUGGCAGAAUUCCAGAUGGACCUGCAAAUAGCAACAUGGCAGGCGUGGAACUGUUUUGUUAAUGCACACCAGAUAAAGGCAAUGUAUCACUAGGUUGGUCCUACAACUCUGGUGCAACUAGUCCAAUCAUUUCAAGCACUAUAUACAAAAAUGUCCCUGAAGUUUUGCCGCCAUGUAGUGAUCCGAUAUCGUGUUAGAAAUAAAAAGGGAUACCCCUAAAAGAA